Molecule: messenger RNA, 642 nt
Organism: Ilyonectria robusta
Lineage: Eukaryota; Fungi; Ascomycota; Sordariomycetes; Hypocreales; Nectriaceae
Exons: 2
Coding region: 9-623 (204 amino acids)
Source: RefSeq, a predicted model, not a curated record
AUUUGAACAUGGCCUGUGGAGCUAGACGCAGCCAGGAGCACGCUGCCGCCACAGCAUCAACACCAUCAGCAUCAGUGCCCAUCUGUUUUCUUUUGCUCCAGCGCCGUCGACCUUGCUCACGAGGAUUCCCUUGCCUCAGGCUUCUCCGCAUUCGUCGCCACACCGAGCCCAAUUCGACUUCGCAGCGCGGCACUGUUGAGCCCGAUCCCAAUUCGGGGAGGCCCCUCUGCUCAUCCACACGCACGCAGAAGCUUGCCAACCAUGGGAAUGGGGAUGGCGGAUGGUGGAUGUGGAUGUGGAUUGGGAUGGAGAUGCGGAUGGCCGUGGAUGGUCCGUGGGACGUGCUGCGUCGAUGGAGUCUCCGUCACGGCAACUGUGGCUGCUGUCACUUCCUGUGGCCGAUGCCAGGCAUCCUGAACCAACAAAGUUCCUCGAGCGAUUCAUCUCCGGAGCCUAGCCAAGGGGAAUGCUUCCUAGCCGCCUCUUGUCUGCAACGGCCUCGUCCCCGUUGUAAUCACACCAGCCUGGCUAUAAUGGGGAAUAUUAUCAGAUAUCCUCCCGCGUUAUUCCCCCGCAGGGAUCUAAGGAGGAGGGAGGCGCACACACGCGUGCUCCCUGAUUGAACAAGGCCCUUGUCGCGAG